GAUUGUGAAAUUCAACCCCCAAAACAGGGCACAUCAUCAUCAAUAAAACAUUGGACACAUUUCCUUGUCUUAUGCAAUUAUAUUUGGCCUUGAAUUUAAGGAGUUUAAUUUUUAAUACCCUGGUGCAGAAUUUGUGAAUGGGGUGCAUCUGAGUGUCACCUGGCGUAGUGGUCACGGAUGAGUAAGCAGCUAUUUCCUUGGGUUACUUUCUAGCAUAGUAGCCUUGCUGUUCAUUGUCCCAGUCGAGAGGGCGGAACUCUCUGUCAGUCGUCUGCUGCCACCGGAGGACAUCCAUUGGGUCGUCUGAGGAUACGGGUGCCAGGUUGUGGGUUCGAUCAUGCGUAACAUGGUGGUCAGCUUCGUUGUCUGUCCUACUCAGAGUUAAAACCUCCCUGCCCUUUGUCUGUUAAAGAGUCGGUGGAGAAGAGAGGGAAAAAGGAGAGCAUCUUAUAAUUUCUGUGAUUCGCUGUGUAUGGAUUGAAACUGCCUCUAAAUCCUGUACUGGAAUCCCUCCAUCUUGUUGACUUUGAUAUGGUUAUCACACAGGAGACUUGUGAAGAAAAUGACUUUAGAGACAGUAGAAGCAGCAUGCCUGAGUCCCCUGACGUUAAGUCCUCUAUAGCCUAUACCUCUCCCCCCAGUAUGACCAGUGGGACGGUGACUGUACCCCCCACCCGUGACCUGGCUAGACCUCACUCUGGCAGCAGCAGCCUAUCAGUGAAUGGAAGCCACUCUCCGUUGUCGCUGAUGAAUGGCCGGACCCCCUCCCCCUCUGCCCUGGUGAACUCCUCCAUGAGUCAACAACUACCCCCAGCCUGUGGGGCCAGGCAGCUCUCCAAACUCAAACGAUUCCUGACCACAUUACAGCAGUUUGGCUCGGAUAUCUCGCCGGAUAUCGGUGAGCGAGUGCGGACACUGGUGCUUGGACUAGUGAACUCCCAUUUGUCAAUAGAAGAAUUCCAUGCAAAACUCCAAGAGGCAACAAACUUCCCCUUGAGACCAUUUGUUAUUCCAUUUCUGAAGGCCAAUUUGCCAUUGUUACAGCGAGAGCUUCUUCACUGCGCGCGAAUGGCCAAGCAGAGUCCUCAGCAGUACCUGGCCCAGAAUGAACACAUCCUGUUCGACGCAUCGAACAGUUCAUCGCCCGAGUCACAGGACAUCUCCGUCGACAUUAAUGAAAACGGCAAAAGGCGAUCCCCGGACAGCCGCAAGGAGAAUAAUUUUGACAUCAGUCAAGAUUCCCUGAAUCCAGCCAAGCGACACCAGACGAUGAGUCCGCGAGUCAGUCCUAACGGAGUGUUAAACCUCAACAGUGGACCAAUCAAAUUGGAGGACAUCAGCUUGUCGCGGGAGCUGCGGGAGCGAGAGCGAGCAGAGAGGGACAGGGUUGACAGGGACCGGUCGGAGCGCGGGGGGGACAGGCACUACCAGCCCUUCAAUAACAAUUACUCAAGAUCUGAUUCCUUUGAUCCUCUGGAGAGAAUGGAUGACGACUGGAGACACGUAGAAACGAUGUUGAAUUGUAUCAUUGGGAUGGUGGACAAGACAAAGAGAGCCCUGGCCGUUCUCCAGGAGCGGAGUCUCCGGGACCGCGAGGAGCUGUCCCUGUGGAUGCGCAGACACGCUGAGGGGAUGGACGUUGAUAUGAAGAAGCGAUCCAACGACCUGAUGGCUCACACCCUCAGACAGACAGAGGACCGCGUCUCCGAUGUCCGCAGGAGGGCAGAAGAAGCCGUUCAGGAAGUGAAGAGACAGGCAAUGCUAGAGCUGCAGAAAGCUGUCUCAGCCGCUGAACAAAAGGCCACAGAAAUGGUGUCUGCUGAGCGAAUCAAGAUGGAGCGCUCCAUGUCAGACUCUCGGAAGAAAAUUCGAGAGGAAGUAAUGGCUCAGUUCAACCACCAGGAGGAAUCCAGUGAGAGAUUACACUCUGGUUUACAGAGUUGCUGGAACUGUGGUAGGAAGGCCAGUGAGACAUGCAGUGGUUGUAAUGUGGCACGGUACUGCGGAUCCUUCUGCCAGCACAAGGAUUGGGAGAACCACCACCAUGUGUGUGGCAAGUCACAAGUGAGCAUGCCCGAGACCCGACCGGACCGCGCUUCAUCGACGGUGCACAGCUCGCCGCAGCCCAAACACAGCCCCGGUCAAACCGCGGAGGUCACUGCUCCACAGUCCUCCCUCAGCCCCAGUGGUCCAGCCACCUCAUCCCCCAAGACGGCCUCCAGGUCAAGUACACCUCCAGAGAAACCUGUGGAUGUGAUAGGAUAAACCUCCCUAAGCCGACCUCUUUCAUCUGUUGAGCAAGUUCAGUGAAGAAAAAAAUGGCAACUUUCAUACAUUAUAUAUCUUCGAUGAUAUUAUUCUGUGAAAUUUUGUUUGGACCAAUUUGAAUAAGAAUUCUUGUGCAAACAGUGCAAUGAGCACUAAAUUAGCAGGUCAUGGACAAUUUAUCUCUUGACAUUCCAGGUUAUCAAAGCAGAGAUUUAGAGGUGGGGUCCAUAGUGGACCUGACUGAAAAGAGAUUUUGACCCCCAAUAUAUUGUAACUCUUUCUAGUCAUCCGUUGUACUCUGUAAUGUGAAUCGGUGAUAAUAAGACAAAUUGUAUUGAAGAGAAGGCAAUAGGCCUUCUGACCGUUUCACCCAAUGGGGUCAAGGGUCUAAGGUCAUACGUGGACCUAAAAAUUGUGACUUCUUAGAAUUGGAUUGGUGUUGUAUUGUACUGAGGGGUGUCCAUAUUUGAGGAGGGGGCCUCCCAAGGGGGCAGUAGAGGUGUUAGUGGGACUGAUCUCUGUGAUAACCAGUAUAUAAUCGGCCACUGCCACCUGUCAGGAGCCCUGCUGAUGUUUACCUGUAUCCCCCUCAAGCCAGCUUUCUCAUUUUGUGUCUGUGGGUGUAAAUGGUGUCACCUUUUUUUCAUUAGAGAGUGUUAAAAGUCACGCAUGGAACUAAUAAUUGUCUCAUAUUUGUCUGUAAAGUGCUGUCAUUUCAAAAUAUUCUAUUUUUUCUUAAAAUAUUUUAAAAAAUAUUAACAUGUGAUAGAAGACAUGCCCCAUUACUGUUUGUGUGUGUAUGUAUGUGAGUGUGUGUGUGUACAUGUGUAUGGGUGAGUGUGUAUGUGUGUGUUGUCCUCCAAACAUAAUGCUAUAUCAUCUAUCCAAUGGCAGAAGUGUGGAUUUUAUGACCAGCCAGUCGUUAAUAUAGACACAGCAUCAUUGAACGUAGUGGGCAGAUACCUUCAUUUUGUAACACCAUAAUUCGGUAGUCCUUUAUCAUCCUCUCAUUGACUGUAUCAUUCAGGUGUAACCUCAGAGAUGAUUAGCAUAUUACAUCAUUCUGUGUAUGAGUAAAGGGAAUUUAUUUCUGUUUGGUCGGGUUAGAGAGUUAUUGGGUAAGAGAGUUAUCAGGUAAGAGAGUUAUCAGGUAAGAGAGUUAUCGGGUUAGAGAAUUAUUGGGUAAGAGAGUUAUCUGGUUAGAGAGUUAUUGGGUAAGAGAGUUAUCGGGUUAGAGAGUUAUCAGGUAAGAGAGUUAUCGGUCUGUGUUUUCGGUGUACGCUGUGCAAUAUCUGUUAUCAUGUGUUAUGUUUUUUGUCCGACAGCUGACAGUAUGUUGUCAUUCUCAGUCUUAAAUAAAUACUCAAAGAAAAUACA
Messenger RNA from Magallana angulata, 3645 nucleotides. Its product is annotated as protein CBFA2T1-like. Lineage: Eukaryota; Metazoa; Mollusca; Bivalvia; Ostreida; Ostreidae. Gene Ontology annotation, biological process: negative regulation of DNA-templated transcription; DNA-templated transcription. The transcript is spliced from 10 exons. Gene Ontology annotation, cellular component: nucleus. Bases 532 to 2265 code for a protein of 577 amino acids. Gene Ontology annotation, molecular function: transcription corepressor activity. The record is from RefSeq and is a predicted model, not a curated record.